This is a messenger RNA of Diabrotica virgifera virgifera (western corn rootworm), 2721 nucleotides long. Its product is annotated as ankyrin-3-like. The transcript is spliced from 12 exons. Gene Ontology annotation, molecular function: cytoskeletal adaptor activity; transmembrane transporter binding; spectrin binding. The record is from RefSeq and is a predicted model, not a curated record. Gene Ontology annotation, biological process: protein localization to plasma membrane. Gene Ontology annotation, cellular component: neuron projection; plasma membrane. NCBI's taxonomy places the organism in Eukaryota, Metazoa, Arthropoda, Insecta, Coleoptera, Chrysomelidae. Bases 1 to 2721 code for a protein of 906 amino acids.
AUGGAUUUGAGAAUGUGCGUCAAAAGUUUUUUGGACAAAACUGGUAGAAGUGUAUCUAGAUUUAAGGAGGAUAUUCCUGGAAUUGACUGGAACGGCUUAAAUGCUCUUCAUCUCGCUUCAAAAGACGGUCACGUAACCAUAGUCGAAGAGCUCCUCAAGCGAGGCGCUGUCGUCGAUGCUGCCACUAAAAAAGGUAACACCGCUCUACAUAUAGCUUCUUUGGCUGGCCAAGAGGAAGUCGUCAAGCUCCUAGUUCAACAUGGCGCUUCCGUCAAUGUACAAAGCCAAAAUGGCUUCACACCGUUGUAUAUGGCUGCCCAAGAGAACCACGACAACGUCGUCAAAUACUUAUUGGCCAACGGCGCGAAUCAAAGCCUGUCUACAGAGGAUGGAUUUACGCCAUUGGCCGUAGCUAUGCAACAAGGACACGACAAAGUUGUUACAGUUUUAUUAGAAAAUGACACCAGGGGCAAAAUCAGACUUCCAGCUUUACACAUAGCAGCCAAGAAAGAUGACGUCAAGGCAGCCAAACUGCUUUUAGAGAACGAACACAAUCCCGACGUUACAUCCAAAUCAGGCUUCACACCACUUCACAUCGCAUCACAUUACGGCAACCAACAGAUCGCCAACCUGUUAGUCCAAAAAGGGGCCGAUGUCAAUUACUCCGCCAAGCACAACAUCACCCCCCUCCACGUCGCCGCCAAAUGGGGCAAGAGCAAUAUGGUUGGUCUUCUUCUAGAACACGGAGCUACCAUAGAAGCUAAGACGAGAGAUGGUUUGACACCUCUCCAUUGCGCUGCUAGGAGUGGGCACGAGCAGGUCGUGGAUAUGUUGUUGGAGAGGGGAGCGCCAAUUAGUUCAAAAACAAAAAAUGGCUUGGCACCACUCCACAUGGCAGCCCAAGGUGACCACGUGGAUGCCGCACGUAUUCUUCUUUACCAUCGAGCACCAGUAGAUGAAGUUACGGUGGAUUAUCUCACCGCCCUCCACGUGGCAGCCCAUUGCGGACACGUGCGCGUAGCAAAGUUGCUUCUAGAUAGACAGGCCGAUGCCAAUGCGCGCGCGCUUAAUGGGUUUACACCAUUACAUAUAGCCUGCAAGAAAAAUCGGAUAAAAGUGGUGGAGUUACUGCUAAAACAUGGAGCAAGUAUUGGAGCCACAACAGAAAGUGGUCUUACACCUCUCCACGUAGCUAGUUUUAUGGGAUGUAUGAACAUCGUCAUAUACUUACUUCAACAUGACGCCAACCCUGACGUGCCUACCGUCAGAGGCGAAACACCACUCCACUUAGCUGCUAGAGCAAACCAAACUGACAUCAUUAGGAUUCUCCUAAGGAAUGGUGCGCAAGUGGAUGCUAGAGCUAGAGAACAACAAACACCUCUUCACAUUGCUUCUCGCUUAGGUAAUGUAGACAUCGUCAUGCUACUUCUUCAACAUGGUGCUAAAGUCGAUAACACUACCAAGGACAUGUACACAUCGCUUCAUAUAGCAGCAAAAGAAGGACAAGACGAGGUUGCUGGUGUUCUCCUAGAAAACGGCGCUUCCUUAGACGCAACCACCAAAAAAGGGUUCACUCCUCUUCACUUAGCUGCCAAAUACGGUCACCUUAAAGUUGCAAGGCUACUACUCCAAAAAGAAGCUCCAGUAGAUGCGCAGGGUAAAAAUGGAGUAACUCCUCUUCAUGUAGCCUCACAUUACGAUCACCAAAAUGUCGCCCUACUUCUUCUUGAUAAGGGUGCUUCUCCACAUGCUACUGCCAAGAAUGGUCACACUCCUUUGCACAUAGCAGCCAGAAAGAACCAAAUGGACAUAGCCAACACCCUUCUAGAGUAUGGAGCCAAACCUAAUGCAGAAAGUAAAGCUGGUUUUACACCAUUACAUCUCAGUGCUCAAGAAGGGCAUGCGGACAUGACAGCUUUGCUUUUAGAGCAUAAAGGAGACGCCAAUCAUGAAGCAAAGAACGGUUUAACACCCCUUCAUCUUUGCGCUCAAGAAGAUAGAGUACCAGUAGCCGAGGUGCUCGUCAAGAACGGUGCUGACGUCAACUGCGCUACCAAGGGCGGCUACACUCCACUCCACAUAGCCAGUCAUUACGGCCAAGUCAAUAUGGUUAGAUAUCUACUAAAGAAUGGUGCUAAUAUUAAAUCUACGACGUCUCUAGACUACACACCCCUUCAUCAAGCUGCGCAGCAGGGUCACGCUACCAUAGUCAACAUCUUGUUAGAACACAACGCAGAUCCAAAUGCAGUAACAACGAAUGGCCAAACGCCCUUGAACAUCGCCCAAAAACUGGGCUACAUUACUGUGAUCGAGACCCUAAAGGUUGUAACGACGGUUACCAACAUCACCACAACAACUACGACGAAUAUUGAAGAAAAGUACAAGGUGCAAGCCCCUGAACUCAUGCACGAGACGUUCAUGUCAGAUUCUGAAGAAGAGGGCGGUUUAGAUUUCCAAUGCGGAAAUCGUUUUCAAAAAAUUUUCCCGCAUAGCUUAACACUAAAAUUGCGUCAAAAAAUGACCAAAUGCUAUAUUUGGUCAGUGUUGUUACGUGACACCGAGACCUGGACUCUGAAGACUGAUACGAUCAAUCGCCUACAGGCGUUUGAGACGUGGUUGCAUAGAAGACUGCUCCGGAUAUCCUGGACAGCGAUGCAGGCCAACGAGGCUGUGUUAAAUAGAGCGAAUAUUGGUCCUGAGUACCUACCUGAAAACUAUUAA